Messenger RNA from Podarcis muralis (Common wall lizard), 1272 nucleotides. It is a transcript of the gene TMEM37, whose product is annotated as transmembrane protein 37. The record is from RefSeq and is a predicted model, not a curated record. Lineage: Eukaryota; Metazoa; Chordata; Lepidosauria; Squamata; Lacertidae. Gene Ontology annotation, cellular component: membrane. Gene Ontology annotation, molecular function: voltage-gated monoatomic ion channel activity; calcium channel activity.
GCCCCCGGCGGCCCUUCCCUGGCGCCGGGCUUGCCCGGAGCGCCCUCCGCCUCUCUCGGCCCUCCUCCCCCUGCUCCUCCUCCAGCCGCUCGCCGGCUCCAGCCGCUUUCGGCGGCCUCCUCCUCCUCCUCCUUCCCUCCUCGGCUCGGCUGCUGACUCAGCCACAGGGAAAACUCAAAGGGCAGUUCGCCUGCCUGCCUGCCUCCCGCCGCUCUCGGCAGGACGCGCGGGCGAGAGCGGCCUUUGACGCGCCCCACUCCGCCGCCAUGGGCCCCUGGCCGGGAGCGGGCGCGUGAAGCGGGCGCCCGGGAGACAUUUCUCGCGCUCUCCGCCGCCGACCUCAAAGUUGCUCCCCGGACUUCGCCGCCUCGCUCCGCGGGAAGGGGCGCAAGGCAGCAUGACAGCCAUCGCAGUGCAGGCCCAGUGGUUACUCACUCGUAGAAGACGGACAAGAUCGUUUUUUGAGAUGUUCAUCAGGAGCCUGCUUAUCCUCUGCGUUGCAAUAGCCAUUGUCCUGUCCUCCAUUGCUGUGUGCGAUGGGCACUGGCUUUUUGCCAAGGGAAAGCUCUUUGGACUGUGGCACUUCUGCACAGUCGGGAACAAUAGUGCCCUGAAAUGUGCCACUGAUCUCACGUUGGCCAACGUUCGAGGGAUCAACGCGGGAAUGACUUUUGCAAGAAGUCUGGUGUCUUUUGCUGUUGUCGUCGCAAUCUUUGGCCUGGAACUUCUCAUGGUCUCCCAAGUCUGUGAAGACGUCAACUCCAGGAGGAAGUGGUCGAUGGGAUCGAUCCUCGUUCUUCUCUCGUUCCUGCUCUCAUUCACUGGAGUUUUGAGCUUCUUAUUCCUUCUGAGGGACCACAUCACUCUCACGGGUUUCACACUAACCUAUUGGUGUGAAUUCAUUUCUGCCUUCCUUUUCUUCCUGAAUGGAAUCAGUGGACUUCAUCUUAACAACAUCACAUUUCCGUGGAAUAGAAUGAGAAAAAAUUGAAAGAAUGGUAGAUAUUAGCUUCACCAGAUACACAGAAAAGUAAACUGAGGCCUUUCAAAAGGAGACCAAGUUUUUUUAGUGUACAUUAAGAGAAAAUAUAUGAAAUGGAUAUCUCCAAGAUCACUUGAUAAUGGAUGCUGGAUACUGGAAGUUGGCUAUUAUGACCUGCUUAGAUUUUGAAUGAUGUAACUCUCCACAGAAAUAGAAGAGCAAAAGACUGGUUUCCUUUGUUUAAAGCUCAUUCAUUUAAAGGUGGCCCAGUAAAAGCAAAACAAACUUGA